UGAAUAGGAGAGGGACGCACACUCUCACCCUGUUACCACAAACAAAACCUAAAAUAUCCAUUAUUUGCAUGGAGCAACCAACGGCGUGGAAAACCAAAAAAAAACAGCAUGUACUCAAACUACAAAACACUGCUUUGCAUAGCAUAGAUACAGGUCUGGCUAGGUACAGCAGGCUGUACAUGUCCCAGGAUAUGAAUCAUGAAAGAGUUUCAUUGUGUACAAAAGGAUGAUAUAUCGGCAAGUAAAGGUGACGGAUGUACAGAACGAGUGAGAGAGACACAGAGAGAACUUCAAAUCGAACAGAGGACAGAAGACAGAUGAUUGAAUGAAGCCUCCACCACUAACCAUGCAGUGGAGUCUAUCUCUCUGCUCUUUAAUGGGAGUUGCGUUAUUAGCCCAGAUGAGCAGCACCUCAACAGUAAACGUUGCGUUACAAGGAGUGGCCACUCAGUCAUCACUGUACUCUGCUCCUAAUACUAAUGUUAAUCAUGUGAAAGCUUCUAAUGCCAUUGACGGGAACAAAGACCCAAACGCCGACAAUGGAUCCUGCACCCACACAAUGAAGGAGACCAACCCCUGGUGGAGAGUGAACCUGCUGGAUGUGUACAAAGUGACUACUGUUGUAAUCACCAACAGAAACAGCAAUCCUGAGAGGCUCAAUGGUGCAGAGAUUCGUAUUGGUAAUUCACUGAAGAACAACGGCAACAACAACCCCAUAUGUGCAGACAUCUCCAGCAUCUCAGCAGGACAGAACCAGACCUUCCAGUGUAAAGAGAUGGAGGGACACUAUGUCAGUGUGAUCAUCCGUGGCAAUGACCAAAUUCUCACUCUGUGUGAGGUGGAGGUAUAUGGCAGUCUAGCGGGACACUGUUCAUCUGCAACAUGCCUCUCUCAUGACGAGUAUCAGUUUGUGAACCAAAAUAAGACCUGGACUGAAGCACAGAGUUACUGCAGACAGCGGUACACGGACCUGGCCACCAUAGACAACGUGGAGGACUUGGACAGACAGAUGAAAGCUGUACACAGUAAUUAUACUGAAGCAGCCUGGAUAGGGUUAAAGAAGGGAGACUGGAAGGGAGAGUGGCAGUGGUCAGACGAUGAUUGCAGUGAGGGAUAUUUCAACUGGCGCCAAGACGAACCAAAUAACAGGGAAGGGAACGAGGACUGUGUGAUGAUGAGCAACGGUGGCCAAUGGAAUACAUCUAAUUGCAACAAUUCACAUGCAUUUAUCUGCUAUGACAGACUGAACAGUUCUGGUACGAAAUUCAAUUUUAUUUAUAAUACUCAGAUGACUUGGAGAGAUGCUCAGAUGUACUGUAGGGAGAAUCACACAGACCUGGCCAGUGUGAGGAACCAGACUGAGAACGAGGAGAUAUUUAGACUGGCUAGUGGUGAUAGUGUGUGGAUUGGCCUGUUCAGAGGCUUCUGGAAGUGGUCGGACCAGAGUAACUGCUCAUUCAGAAACUGGCAUGAGAGACAACACGAUAACACCGGAGGGAAUCAGACCUGUGCUGUGACAUUUAUGAACUAUUCCGGGCGUUGGGGUUUUCAGAAGUGUGAUGAAAAACAACCUUUCUUCUGCUACUACAAUAAGGUGAUCUUGAUCCAUCAGAAUAAGACGUGGAAAGACGCCCUGGCCUACUGCAGAGAGCAACACAACGACCUGGUCUCUGUCCACUCUGACGAGGUCCAGAGAUGGGUGGAGGCCCAGGCCAAGAGAGCCUCCACUCCUCAUGUGUGGCUGGGCUUGCGCUUCACCUGCACUUUGAACCUCUGGUUCUGGGUCAGUGGAGAGUCCACCUGCUACAACAACUGGGCUUCGGGAAACGGGACCGUCAUGAAGGACUGUGGGAGAACCGGAGUGAGGAGUACCGGGGCGGUAGAGAAAGAUGGAGGACACCAGUGGGUCAGUCUGCCUGACACAGAAGAGCUCAACUUCAUCUGCAGCACCUCUAACAAAAGUAGAAUCAGGACCAAGGUAGUAGAGUCUGGACCAAGGUAGUAGAAUCAGGACCAAGGUAGUAGAAUCUGGACCAAGGUAGUAGAGUCUGGACCAAGGUAGUAGAAUCUGGACCAGAGUAGUAGAAUCUGGACCAAGGUAGUAGAAUCUGGACCAAGGUACUAGAAUCUGGACCAAAGUAGUAGAAUAUGGACUAAGGUAGUAGAAUCUGUCAUGUAUUGUCAUGUUGUGUCUUUCUGUCCUUUCCUUUCACCCUGUCUCCCUCUGCUGGUCGUAUUAGGUUACCUUUUCUCCCCCGCUU
This is a messenger RNA of Oncorhynchus mykiss (rainbow trout), 2261 nucleotides long. Its product is annotated as macrophage mannose receptor 1-like. The record is from RefSeq and is a predicted model, not a curated record. NCBI's taxonomy places the organism in Eukaryota, Metazoa, Chordata, Actinopteri, Salmoniformes, Salmonidae.